Molecule: messenger RNA, 924 nt
Organism: Chanos chanos (milkfish)
Lineage: Eukaryota; Metazoa; Chordata; Actinopteri; Gonorynchiformes; Chanidae
Product: homeobox protein Hox-C13a-like
Exons: 2
Coding region: 1-924 (307 amino acids)
Biological process (GO): regulation of DNA-templated transcription
Molecular function (GO): DNA binding; DNA-binding transcription factor activity, RNA polymerase II-specific
Source: RefSeq, a predicted model, not a curated record
AUGACGACUUCGCUGGUCCUGCAUCCACGCUGGGCGGACACCUUGAUGUACGUGUAUGAAAAAAGCUCGAAUGAAAAUAAUCCGCAUAAAAACCAAAUCAUGGAGGGACUGAGCGGGAAUUGCCCUGCCACACACUGCAGGGAACUGAUCUCCCACCCAGCGCUCGGGCGCCACUCUGGGAGCCUUGCGAACCACCAGGGCUCCGUAUACCCAGACAUCCCUGCGCAGGACGCCGGUCGACAGUGCCCCGCACCACAAACCUCGUCCAGUGCCUCGCUAAGCUACGGCUAUCCUUUCGGGAACCCCUAUUAUGGGUGCCGCCUAUCGCACUCACACAACGUUAAUUUACAGCAGAAACCAUGUUCUUACCAUCCCACUGAAAAAUACACGGAGCCCAGCGGUACGAUACCCACGGAGGAGCUCUCCAAUCGAGCCAAAGAAUUUGCUUUUUACCCGAGCUUUGCCAGCUCUUACCAGACUGUCCCUGGCUAUUUGGACAUGUCGGUCGUGCCAGGAAUCAGUGCUCAUCCAGAGCCGAGGCACGAAACUUUGAUUCCUGUGGAUGGCUAUCAGCACUGGGCCCUGUCGAACGGCUGGGACGGCCAGGUAUAUUGUUCCAAGGAGCAGUCACAGUCAAGUCAUCUUUGGAAGUCGCCUUUCCCAGACGUUGUCCCGCUCCAGCCUGAAGUCAGCAACUACCGUCGCGGCCGCAAGAAGCGGGUGCCUUACACAAAGAUCCAACUGAAAGAGCUGGAAAAAGAGUAUGCCGCCAGCAAAUUCAUCACCAAAGACAAAAGAAGGCGAAUAUCCGCCACUACCAACUUAUCUGAGCGUCAGGUUACCAUCUGGUUCCAGAACCGCCGUGUCAAGGAGAAGAAAUUCAUCUGUAAAUCCAAGUCAAGCACCCACAUGCAUGCUACCUGA